Messenger RNA from Aspergillus piperis CBS 112811, 1174 nucleotides. RefSeq names its product thioesterase domain-containing protein. Gene Ontology annotation, biological process: biosynthetic process. The transcript has 3 exons. The record is from RefSeq and is a predicted model, not a curated record. NCBI's taxonomy places the organism in Eukaryota, Fungi, Ascomycota, Eurotiomycetes, Eurotiales, Aspergillaceae. Bases 348 to 1130 code for a protein of 260 amino acids.
CGCAGGGUCCCAGAAAGGAGAUUAGUGAAAAUCUGAAUUGCCAAUCUUGGAUGGGGCCUGGACGCUGCGCUCGUGAGGAGACGGAUAAAGCAGCUCGGGUCGCCGAUCUUUCUCCAACUUGCCGAUCCCUCUCGGUCUCGUAUCUUCUGCAAGAUCGCAAGCUCAAAACCAACAAAGGCCCGGGGCAAUAGAGCAACCGGUUCGGAGUUAUUAUUCCCGACGCUGAUGCUGACACGUAAGGCUAGUAUGUGCCUCGAUGCCGUCAUAAUGAGGGGGUGAUAAGAAGGCAAGCUUUUUCUACCGGUAUACUACCACAAGCCAGCAGAAUCCCUCUUUAGUCGACCAACAUGGAAGAGAACCCAUGCCAAAUCCAGCCAGGAUCGGGAACAAACGAAUGGUCCACUCCGUUGAUACUUUUCCAUGAUGCAGGCGGCACUGUGUUCCCGUAUUUUUGCUUAGGCGAGCUGCACCGGCCGCUUUACGGCAUCGGAAACACUCACUUCGACCACGGAGGCAAAUGGGAUCACGGCAUUCGUCAGAUGGGAGUUGUCUAUUCACACUUACUUCGGUCGGUCAUCGGGUCCGGAGAAGUUAUCCUGGGAGGAUGGUCUCUCGGCGGCUGUGUUGCUUUAGAAGUUGCAGCUCGACUAAUGAAACUUCCCCAGUACACGGUGCAGGGCGUUAUCAUGAUCGACAGUGUCUUUCCGACUGUCAAGGUCACAGACCAGUAUCCCCGCACGAUCGCUGAUGUUGCUGCCAGCUUCCAGCUACCGGCCCGAAUGUCCGAUGCCCGGCGGGUACAAGCGCAGCAAUGCAUUCUGUACGCUCACGAGAUGCAGCGUGAAUGGCGACCGCCACAGUUUUCGUUAGGUCUGCCUCCUGCAAUACUCAUACGCGCAGCCGAUCCGGUACAUCUAGACCCCGAAGCGAAGCCCCACUACAUCGAUCUCAUCCGGGACUGGACGUACCUGGGAUGGGAGGAGUACGAUACGAGCUUCAUCAAAGCUUGCUUGGAGAUCCCAGGCAACCAUUUUACCAUAUUCGAUGACCAAAAUUGUUACCAAACAACAGCCAGAAUCCGGGAAGCUUGCGCAAUGUUGACUGGACCGCAACAGUCAAAUCCCGAAUGAUCGACAGUGCAUCAAUCUAGAUGCAGGGAUUCAUCGAGAGCAUA